AUGAAAUCCACCACACUCGCCAACAGCGUUCUCGCUGUCGCAGUGACACUCUUCUCCAUCCUCUUCACAACCACCGCCCAUAUCGCCAUCUCAAACCCACCUGCUCAGGCUGGACCUUGGUCCCAAAGCCCAAGGAGCGAUGUCCAUGCUUGGAUCGGCUUUGAAGGCAAGCCGUUUCCUUGUGGCGGCUAUAGGAAGGGUCCAGUAACGACCUAUCAGGCCGGCCAAGUGAUCAACGUUACGUUCUGGAACUUCCAGGUCAAGGACAGCACUGUAUUCCCUCCACCUGCAGGUGUGCCACAGGCACGGCAUGGCGGUGGUGCUUGCGAGUUCUCGCUGUCGUACAACGCCGGAAAGACCUGGCAUGUCAUUGGACAAUACACCAAGACCUGCCCAGAUCUCUACUACCGGUGGCCAGUGCUAGUGCCGAGCAACGUCCCUAGCUGUACAGAUUCGGACAGAUGUCUAUUCGCGAUGUCAUGGACAGCCUUUUCAACGAACCAGUUCUAUCAUCAUUGCGCGAAUGUCAUCAUCGAAGGCAAGGAUCAAGGUGGUGCCCUGCCUCCACUUCAAAUGACUAUUGUUGAUGUGCAGCAGCUAGGACAACAAUUGGAUACUCAUGCGGAUGGUGACAAAUUAUCUACGACGUCCACGGGCCCCCAGUCUGACGAGCUGGAGCAGAACCUGAGCGGGUACUUCGCUGCGGGAGGCGGUGCAGGAACGAGCGGACUAAACCUUGGCCUCAUCCGUAGUAAGCCUAAGGCAACUCCUGACAAUGAUUAG
Molecule: messenger RNA, 783 nt
Organism: Gamsiella multidivaricata
Lineage: Eukaryota; Fungi; Mortierellomycota; Mortierellomycetes; Mortierellales; Mortierellaceae
Exons: 3
Coding region: 1-783 (260 amino acids)
Source: RefSeq, a predicted model, not a curated record